AUGUGGAGACGAACGUACCUGCUGCUGCUGGUGAUCCGGGUGUACUUCGCACUGUCUCCAAGUUAUUUACACCCGGAUGAGAAUUUCCAGGGCCCUGAAGUCUUUGCAGGUCGCAUUUUCUCCUAUCCAUCCCGCUUACCCUGGGAGUUCACCUCCGAUAAGCCGAUACGCAGCGUCUUCCCACUAUGGCCGACUUACGACGUACCGAUGAACCUGCUGAAGGGAUUCUAUACAGAAAGCGGAACACUAAACCCUCCGCCAGAGCUGGUUUACUAUGUGUUGCGAGGGGUCAUGUUUCUCUUGAGCUUUGUGCUCGAGGAUUGGGCCGUCUAUGAGCUGGUUCCCCUACCGCGCCAUCGCCGCGCGACGGUGGUCCUAGUCGCAUCCUCGUAUGUCACCUGGACAUAUCAGACGCACACCUUCUCCAACUCCAUCGAGACCCUGUUGGUCGCCUGGGGCUUAGUCUUGAUUCAGCGCAUUGUUGAUAACAAGCGACGCUCGUCCAUCUUCGCAUGCGCCGUGCUAUCUCUCAUCGCCGUCGUGGGUGUUUUCAACCGCAUCACUUUUCCGGCCUUCCUCCUCGUCCCAGGGCUGCGGUUACUGCCUCAUUUUUGGCGCAAGCCUUUGUCCUUGCUUUCAUUUGCUGGGUUCGGUCUAUUCUUCUUCUGCAUCGCUGUCCUUGUCGAUACAACAUUCUACAAACCUUCUGCCUCGCUUUGGGACGCUGUUCACGCACCUAUCAUCACGCCCCUCAAUAAUCUGCUCUACAAUAGCGACAAGUCCAACCUAGCUCUCCAUGGCCUUCACCCUCGGUAUCAUCACUUUCUAGUCAAUCUGCCGCAACUCCUGGGGCCAGCGUAUGUGGCGAUAAUACUUUCUUUGAGCAAGUCGAAAGCAAUUCAGUCUUCGCUAAAGAACAUACGCGCCGUCUCUGCCAUAUCAGCAACCGCUAUGCUUUCGUUGUUUCCGCACCAGGAACCCCGGUUCCUGCUUCCAUGCGUCCCGCUCCUCCUUAGUUGCCUCCGCGUGCGUAAAUCGCGUCUUUUCUUGGCGGCCUGGGUGAUUUUCAAUGCCGCUCUAGGUUUCCUCAUGGGAGUGUACCAUCAGGGUGGUGUAGUCCCUACUCAACUUGCGAUCCCCUCAAUCGUCUCCGAUAGCUUCUUCGAGGCCGGUGCCAGCGACAAUGCCCAGAAAUCUGCUACAAUACUCUGGUGGAAGACCUAUUCCCCUCCAUUGUGGUUGUUAGGAGAUAACACCAGCACCCAGCUGGACAUCGAAACGCGGGACUUGAUGGGUAUCUCCGGGCCCGAAAUGGCCAGCGAGCUCGAGAAAUUGGUGCCACAAUGCCCGAACCCCGACGACAGCAACAGCUUGGAGAAUCCCGAACGCUCGAUCUUCGUGGUCGCACCUAAAUCCGCUACUUUCCUCGACCGGUAUACAGAUCCCUCGCCCGACAAUUCAGGUCUCACACUGCACGAGCUGUGGACUUGGCGCAAGCAUCUCAAUUUGGAUGACCUGGACUUUGGCACUGAUGGCAUCCUCCCUACCUUGAACCGAGUGAUCGGCAGACGCGGAUUGUCCGUCUGGGCCGCACGAAGAAGUGGUUGUGUUUGA
Messenger RNA from Aspergillus tubingensis, 1614 nucleotides. It is a transcript of the gene smp3, whose product is annotated as glycosylphosphatidylinositol-alpha 1,2 mannosyltransferase smp3. NCBI's taxonomy places the organism in Eukaryota, Fungi, Ascomycota, Eurotiomycetes, Eurotiales, Aspergillaceae. Gene Ontology annotation, cellular component: endoplasmic reticulum membrane. The coding region runs from base 1 to 1614 and encodes 537 amino acids. Gene Ontology annotation, biological process: GPI anchor biosynthetic process. Gene Ontology annotation, molecular function: alpha-1,2-mannosyltransferase activity. The transcript is spliced from 4 exons. The record is from RefSeq and is a predicted model, not a curated record.